GCUAGGAACCUUGGCUCAGGCUGGCCUCGCUAAAAAACCAGGAGCUCUUUUCCUCUCCCUCUCUCUCUCCCCCCCUCUCCCUCCUCUCUUUUUGGAUUCUUCCCAUCUUGAGGCAUCGCCUGUCUGCCCCCAUCGGCCCAAGCCCACCACUCCCUUUGAGGAAUCGUAAAUCCUUGCCUCCCCAACUCCCCUCUGCCUUCUUCUUCUUCUUCUUCAGCUGUCCAGCCAGCCUCGCCUCCAAGGGAAAGGAGAGAAGAGGUGGAGCGGCAUCUCUCCGCGCUGCCAUGCAAGUGUACGCUUACGUUUCUUCCAGGUGUUUCUUGUGUGGUGUCCCUGUCCGCGCGGCUAGUGAGUGAAUGGGAACUCAGGCAAUGCCGUCCGGUGGGGCCAUCUCGCGCCAGGGCUCGCUCUGCAGCCUCACGCUGAGCGACGUCGAGGGCCAGCUGCACGGCGUCAACCUCGACGACCUCCUCCGCACGGCCGGCUCGGCUAGGAAGACGGCUGACGAGGUGUGGCGGGACAUCCAGGGCGGCACCCAGAUGACGCUGGAAGACUACCUGUCCAGGCCCGGUGCCGAUGCGGGGGGCGCCCACUGGGCCGAGCAGUACAAUCCCGCUGCCCCGGUGCCGGGGCAGCAGCGCCACACCAACGUCGGGCGUCCCCUGCCGCGGCCGCUAGGGGUGGGCGCCGGGCCGGUGCUGGACGCGCUGUACCACGACCACGACCACGACCACGACGGGGCCACCAUGUCCGGACGGAAGCGUGCCGCCGCGGGCGGCCCCGGGGAGAAGACGGUGGAGCGGCGGAAGAAGCGGAUGAUCAAGAACCGGGAGUCGGCGGCGAGGUCGCGCGCGAGGAAGCAGGCGUACACGAACGAGCUCGAGAACAAGAUCUCCCGGCUGGAAGAGGAGAACCAGCAGCUCAGGAGUUACAAGGCAUUUGAACCGGUGGUGCACUGUGUGCCGCAGCAGGAGCCAAAGAACCAGCUCCGCCGGAGGAACUCGGCCAGCUUCUGAUCAUCAUCUUGUUAAUAGUACUAGUGGUGAAGUGCCCAGCACUAAGCUUGCAAAAUUUGUAACUGACUACUCUGGAAAACAUUUAGCUAGAAAGUACUAGUAAGAAUACUCCUCUGCAGUCUCCGACUUGCUGUGGUGUAUGGCAAUUGCUGGUUGCUGCAUGCAUUGCACUCCAAUUCUCCCUUUUUUUUUCCCUACUGGUGCAUUGCUUUCUGCAGCCUGUGAUUGCAAGAGUAUCCCAAUUAAGCUGUAAUGUUGUAUCUGGAAACAGAAUGGUGCUCUUUACCACCCCUUCUGUCAUUGCAUUAUUAACUUUUAUCAUUCACACAAAA
Hordeum vulgare subsp. vulgare (domesticated barley) is the source of this 1348-nucleotide messenger RNA. RefSeq names its product ABSCISIC ACID-INSENSITIVE 5-like protein 2. Gene Ontology annotation, biological process: positive regulation of DNA-templated transcription. The transcript has 3 exons. Gene Ontology annotation, molecular function: DNA-binding transcription factor activity. The record is from RefSeq and is a predicted model, not a curated record. Bases 357 to 1016 code for a protein of 219 amino acids. Lineage: Eukaryota; Viridiplantae; Streptophyta; Magnoliopsida; Poales; Poaceae. Gene Ontology annotation, cellular component: nucleus.